AUUAGUUUAACUAACGUAAACCUGACAGGAUGAGUGGCCGCGGAAAAGGAGGAAAAGGACUCGGCAAAGGAGGCGCUAAGCGUCACCGUAAAGUGCUCCGUGAUAACAUCCAGGGCAUCACCAAACCCGCGAUCCGCCGUCUGGCUCGCCGCGGCGGAGUGAAGCGUAUCUCCGGUCUGAUCUACGAGGAGACCCGCGGUGUGCUGAAGGUCUUUCUGGAGAACGUGAUCCGUGACGCCGUCACGUACACCGAGCACGCUAAGAGGAAGACGGUGACCGCCAUGGAUGUGGUGUACGCUCUGAAGAGGCAAGGCCGCACUCUGUACGGCUUCGGAGGCUAGAGACCAACGACUGAUAUCAAGACAACACAACGGCUCUUUUAAGAGCCACCCAACACUCCUAAAGAGCUCUUAACCUGUUUCAUCAGAACCGGUGGUGGCUGGUCAAUAGAGGGUGUUGGGGCGCAUCCCCGCCUUGAGCC
This is a messenger RNA of Anarrhichthys ocellatus (wolf-eel), 481 nucleotides long. Its product is annotated as histone H4. Gene Ontology annotation, cellular component: nucleosome. The record is from RefSeq and is a predicted model, not a curated record. NCBI's taxonomy places the organism in Eukaryota, Metazoa, Chordata, Actinopteri, Perciformes, Anarhichadidae. The transcript has a single exon. Bases 30 to 341 code for a protein of 103 amino acids. Gene Ontology annotation, molecular function: DNA binding; structural constituent of chromatin; protein heterodimerization activity.